UUUAAGCUUCUCUGUACAGGUUCCGGUUAAUCCUCACUCCUGAGAAAAUCUGAACGUAAUGGUGAAAACCUCAAAUGACUUGAUGAAAAUUGUAUGAAUGGAAACAUGCUCAGACUGUUGAGAAACAUUUGUCCAAGAUCAAGAGUGGUAAAAAAUAGAGCAUUUUCCUCAAGUGUCAUUGAAAUAUCAGAUGAGGUACAAAACACAUUGCAUCAUGGGAAACCCGUCGUUGCCUUGGAAUCAACUAUUGUCACCCAUGGCAUGCCACAUCCAAAUAAUCUAGAGACAGCCCUAUCUGUGGAGAAGAUAAUCAGGGAUAAUGGAGUAGUCCCUGCCACCAUAGGGAUUCUGAAGGGCAAGGUCAAAGUGGGGUUGACAAACACGGAGAUGGAAUACCUAGCGGAUCCUGCCACAUCAGUCAUAAAGACCUCACGGAGGGAUUUCCCAGGGGUCCUCAGCUUGAAACUGAAUGGUGGCACCACUGUAAGUGGUACCAUGGUGGUGGCAAACCUGGUGGGGAUCCAGAUCUUUGUGACCGGUGGCAUUGGAGGGGUUCACUACGGGGUACAGGAAACCAUGGAUGUGAGUGCUGACUUGACAGAACUCGGUAGAACUCCGGUCACUGUGAUCUCAUCCGGAGUGAAGUCCAUCCUGGACAUCCGGAAAACACUGGAAUAUCUGGAAACUGAGGGUGUUGCCGUGGCAACUUAUGGGACAUCCCAGGAAUUCCCAGCAUUCUUUACACCACAUAGUGGUUUCAAAGUCCCAUAUAAUGUGACAAAUCCUACCCAGGCUGCUCACUUUAUAGAGGCUCAUAGAGCCAUGAACCUACAGUCAGGUAUUCUGAUUGGGGUACCCAUUCCUGAAUCUGAGGGAGCAUCUGCAGGGGAGACAAUUCAGCAAGCUAUAGAAUCAGCUCUCUUACAGGCCAAGGAACAGAAUAUUUCUGGGAAGGACGUGACUCCAUUUAUUUUAGACAGAGUUAAUGCAAUCACAGGAGGAGCAUCCCUUCAAGCCAAUAUCAGCCUUAUUAAAAACAAUGCUAUGGUGGGGAGUCAGAUAGCCUACAAAUUGUCCAAACUCAUCAAAUCCAAGAAAAGCCAAUCCCAUGCUGCCACAGUCACAAAACACAGUCACAAAGAAAAAGCGGAUGUGGUAGUGAUAGGUGGAUCCAUUGUAGAUUUUUAUGCUAGAGUCAACUCGGAUAAUUUCCAGAGUAACGGAGCGACCUACCCUGGUGGAGUGGCCCAGUCCUUCGGAGGGGUGGGCAGGAACCUGGCGGAUGGACUCUCCCACCUUGGAGUCAAUGCUUUCUUUAUUUCUGCCAUUGGAAAAGAUUCACACAGAGCAGGAUUCAAAGCUUAUUGUCAUCACAUGAAUCUGGGAGGUGUGCUGGAAAUGGAGGGACACAGAACUGCUACCUACUGUGCUGUAUUGCAGAAAGGGGGACAACUCCUGUUUGGUAUCGGAGACAUGGAUAUUCACAGUCAAAUUACACCUGAAUAUAUUGAAAAAUUCCAGUCUGUCAUAGAAGGGGCCAAAAUGCUGUGUAUUGAUGGCAAUAUUACCCCAGAUGCAAUGCGCAGUGCUCUUCAGAUAGCACAAUCUAAAAAAGUACCAGUUUUCUUUGAGCCAACGGACAUGUACAAGGCAAAUAAACCCUUCCAAGUCAACGUGGGGAAAUUUGUUACUAUAACAACACCAAACCUCAAUGAGCUCAGAAGCAUGUACAAGUUUUUGACUGGAAAUCUGGAUUCUGAGCAUCAUGGAAGCUUUGAUGACCUCCCUUUGAACAGUCUGUUGAUGGAGUGUAUACUGAUGUGUAAAGUGGUGACCCUACACAUACCAACCGUGCUGGUCACUCUGGGGAAGCACGGCCUCGCCCUCUGUCAGAGACACCUGGCUGGCACCCCCAACAGGGGCAUCCCAAUCAAGGAUGGGAGUUAUCUGACUGUGGACCUGUAUCCGGUACCAAAGAGUAAGGAGCCGGCCAAGAUCAUCAGUGUGUCUGGAGCAGGUGACUGUUUGGCAUCAGCUGUUAUAUCUGGGUUCACCAGAGGUCAGGAUCUUGACCUUGGCAUCAAACAAGGCCUCGUGGCUGCCCAGUUAUCUCUGACCUCACACCAUGCUGUCCCUCCCUCCUUCUCCCAGAGGCAGAUUGAACUGACAGAGGAUUUAAUAAGAGAAAUGAAUUGUACAAGAAUUACAGACCCCUCUAUACAAUGAAGUCAAGCCAUCUCCUCUAAAAGAAAUUAGGUUAAUGCUGUAAGAAUCAGGCACGUAGCAUCAUUUUUGAAAGUGGGGGGGCCAGACCCAUCCAAAAAAUCGUGACAAGCAAAAAAAAAAAAUAGGGGGAAAU
Messenger RNA from Magallana angulata, 2359 nucleotides. RefSeq lists its product as uncharacterized. The record is from RefSeq and is a predicted model, not a curated record. Gene Ontology annotation, molecular function: kinase activity; pseudouridylate synthase activity. Lineage: Eukaryota; Metazoa; Mollusca; Bivalvia; Ostreida; Ostreidae. The coding region runs from base 94 to 2226 and encodes 710 amino acids. The transcript has 19 exons.